AUGCCUCCAAACAGAAAUCGGCGCGGCAGAGGAGGCCGCAAUGCCAACAGGAACACUGGUAAUCCUCUUCAACAGGGCAGUCCGAGCCCGCCCCAGCAGCCAUACCCCAACGCUACAACUCGUGCUCAGGAGCGUCAACAACGCGCAGAUGCCCGAAACGCCCGGAGGGAGAUGGAGUACAAUCAGCAGAACAAUGCGAAUCCGCAGCAGCAAGCCCUGGGCCCCAUUCCCUUCCGGCCUGCUCCUGGUCCUGGUGCUACUGGCGCUGCUCCUACUAUUGCCCGACCAACUGGCCCGACUUUGGCAUCACAACAGCUUUUGAUGCAGCAACAGAUGCUUAACCGAGGUCAACAGCUGAACUAUGACCAGUCUAGACAGGCCAAUCCCCAAGUCCAGGGCCAGCACCCUGGGAACCCUUCGAUGCCUCCAGAGGAACGUGAUGAGAAAGCGAGAAGGAGGUUGGAAGCAUUGCAAAAGGUUCAAGAGGCAAAAAAGCGUAGCCACGAUUUCCGUCUUCAAGCUCACUGCGACAAGGCAGACUUCUACAGAAGGGGCAAGGGAGAUGACUGGAUAGGCGAGGAGCGGAAGCCAAUAUUCACUGCGAGGCCUCCCGGUACUGUGCCUGUGACCGAAAGGCUGCUCACUCUCGAGACCAUGCAAAAUCGCCGAAACCAAACCGUCUCCGCUAUGACAGCAAUGAAUGAAAAUCGGGAUGUGUUUUAUCGUCGUGGCGCUUUUCUAGCUCACCAAUAUGGCAAUCGACGCCCGGCAAAGCCCACGAAUGAGACGGCCAGAGCAGCAAUCAACAGUGGAGCAAAGGAUCUCGCUGCUGCCGGCGCGAAAUUCAUUCGUAUCCUGGGACAGGGUGGCUAUGGUAUUGCAGCUCUCUUUGAGCUGAAGAAUGAAACUACCGGUGCUGUCGAACGCAUUGUUGUCAAGUUCAACUCUCGCGAAGGCUAUGUUUCUGACCAUCGUGAAAGGACGUUUCUGAAGACCCUCAAGCGUUCUCGUCACAUCGUCCAAAUCACGAGUCUCAAGGAAGUCCACGAGUCUCUCGGUAACAAAAAUCUCGACGCGGCAACUUUGCAGGCCAUCAAGGAACGCGACUCAAACGAGAACAUUAUCAUCCUCAAGCACUGCAACAGGGGAAAUUUGAACCAUUUUCUCUCUAUGACGACCUUCAGGGGAUCGAAACUGACGGAUAGAGUGCUUUGGAACUUUGUGGAGUGCUUGGGUAGAGGCUGUAUUGCCAUGAGAUCGCCGGUCAGAAUUGCGUCUCACGUAAGUGUCACGCUGCCCGAGGAGGGCCCUGUAAUCACGGAGUCGACCGCACCGGCAUUACGCGGGCUGAACUUGGCUCACCUCGACAUCGACCCUACGAACAUCUUCAUGACUGAGGACCCUGAAGCUCACCCUGAAAUGCCUCAGUUGGUGAUUGCCGACUUUGGGUUAUCAGCCUGCAUGUCUUUGCAGUCUCGCUUCCUGGAGUCACGAUCGGUGAUGUUAUCCUCACGAGGUGCUAAGAGAGGGUUUUGGGCACCUGAACAAUUCACCGAUCAAUGGAAUGAAGUUACCUCGCUUCCAUUUGAACAGUUCUACCCAAAGGAUGGUUCAGGAUAUGAACAUCUUCGUCCUCAGCCCGGCUGUGUGGCGGGUGCAAUCGGCCAUUGGACAAACGUAUGGAUGUGCGGCAUGGUUCUAUGGUCAUGCAUCACUCGACUGCAACCCCUUUUGCCUCUGGUGCCUUCUACCUCUUCUAUCGGGGCGGUUCCUCCCAGAGUGUGGUGGCAUUACGGCUAUCCUUUACUUCACCCUACCGACGACGAGUACACCGACAUCGACCCCGACCUGAAGACGCUGGUCUGCCAAAUGCUUGCCCACGAACCUUGCAACCGACCUCCUCCAGAGGUGAUAGUCCGGACGGCCGAGAAGAAGCUCGAGGGCUUUGACGAUGACCAGCGUAAGAAGAUCCGAGACGAGUUUGACGCAUGGUUUCGAAAUGCACAGCCGGAACCAGCGGACCCAAUUUAUAAGGACCCCCAAGAGCCCUUCCCGAAUCCUGUCGCACCUUCGCCUGUGCCUCAGCAGAAUCCGGUCCCAGCACCACCGGGACCACCAGCACAACCAGCCAACCCGUAGGCUAAGGUAUCAUGAGCUUAGUUGAUAUAGGGUGGAACUUUGGCUAGCCAUCCUACAGGCAGGCCAGUCCUCUGUUUUGUGCGCAGAGCACUGGUUGGUCUGACCUUGAGGGCCUUUUUUUCACGUUUCUGCUGCUAAUGUUUACAUUUGCCGGUGUUUUGCUUGUGGAGUUGCGACCGGAUCUGUUUGAUUGUUUUGUUUGUCUUGACCUCGUUUUGUUCUUGUUUUGGUCCUCUUAGUUUCUCGUUUG
Molecule: messenger RNA, 2389 nt
Organism: Pyricularia grisea
Lineage: Eukaryota; Fungi; Ascomycota; Sordariomycetes; Magnaporthales; Pyriculariaceae
Exons: 10
Coding region: 1-2139 (712 amino acids)
Biological process (GO): protein phosphorylation
Molecular function (GO): ATP binding; protein kinase activity
Source: RefSeq, a predicted model, not a curated record